AUGAAGGUGACCACUACGCCGGCGACAGAUCUAGCUUUCACCAAUUUCGCUUACUGCUCUCCCUCGGAUCAUUCGUUCCUCCGGAGAAUUUUGCUGGUACUUGAGUUAGAAUUUGUAAAGAAGGGUGCUCAAAGCGAAGAGGUUGAUGCUCUACUCCUUUCAAUCCAACUCAGGAAGAAAUUCAUCAAUCAGGUCUUGACAGUAGGCCAGAGAGCUACAUUUGAGUAUCAUGGAACCAAUUACAUUCUUACAGUCAAUCAAGCCGUUGCAGAGGGCCAAGAGCAGUCUAAUGGCAUCAAAAGAGGGAUGAUCUGUGAGGACGCAUGUUUUGUGUUUGAAGCAUCAAAUGCAAUACAGUCUAUUCUUUUGAUCUUGCAGCCUCGGGGGAAAGCAGGUUGGGUUAUGAUGAUGUAA
Messenger RNA from Arabis nemorensis, 414 nucleotides. Lineage: Eukaryota; Viridiplantae; Streptophyta; Magnoliopsida; Brassicales; Brassicaceae. The record is from the annotation of a GenBank genome assembly.